Molecule: messenger RNA, 1605 nt
Organism: Spirodela intermedia
Lineage: Eukaryota; Viridiplantae; Streptophyta; Magnoliopsida; Alismatales; Araceae
Source: the annotation of a GenBank genome assembly
AUGGACGGAUCAGAAGGAGGGUCGAAUUCGCCGCCGCCCUUUUUGAUCAAGACGUAUGAGAUGGUGGAUGACCCCGCCACCGACUCCAUCGUCGCCUGGGGCGCGGCCAACAACAGCUUCAUCGUUUGGAACCCGCUCGAGUUUUCCAAGGAUUUGCUUCCCAAGUACUUCAAGCACAACAACUUCUCCAGCUUCGUCCGCCAGCUGAACACCUACGUGAGUGAAAUCCUUCCAUCUAUGCUGGCUCCCUUUUUUUCUCUUUCGAAUCGUAUCAAGCCUCGUCGGAAGAUCAGUCGUCGUCUCUAUUCCAGUCCUUGAUAUGAUUUCGACAUCAAUAUCGAUGAGAUGAUGCUGAUCUUCAUCCUCUUCCAUAGCGCUAUCUCACUUAGUGAGAAUGUUUUCAAGUUUCUGAUUUCAGUUCUGCGUUAUUCAGAUGCGAUUAUAUGCUUAGGCGACUUUCUCGCGAUGCUCAUUUUCUUCUCUGAGAUUAGAUCGUGGCAUUUUCUCCUCAAUCAGGGCUUCAGAAAAAUAGAUCCCAACCAGUGGGAAUUCGCAAAUGAUGAAUUCAUAAGAGGCAAGAAGCAUCUCCUGAAGAAUAUUCACCGCCGGAAGCCGAUCCACAGCCAUUCUCUGCACCACCAGAGCUCCUCAGGGUCCUUAACCGAGGGGGAAAGGCAGGAGCUCGAGGAGGAGAUCGAGAAACUGAAACACAUGAAGAACGCCCUCCUUGUGGAGCUGCACAAGCACACCCAGGAGCAGCAUUCUUUGGCAUUUGAAAUCCAGUCUCUGGAGGAGCGGCUGCGGAAAGUGGAGGUCCUACAGCGGCAACUAAUAGCCUUCCUGAGACCGACCCUGCACAGACCUGGCUUUCUUUCCAGCCUCAUCCAGAAAUCCGAGGUCCAUGGAAGGAAGAGGAGAUUGGCCAAAUCUCUUUACCUCGGUGAUGAUGGUGGACUAGAGGAGACCCACAUAAUUCCCUUCCAGUCCGAGAUCACUGACAGAGCAGACCCUGCAUCUGUUCUGGUUCUGGACCCAGAACCAUUUGAGAAGAUGGAAUCAUCCUUGAUCUCCCUGGAUAAAUUCUUUCGUAGGGUCGGUCAUGCAUCUGGGGAAGCUUAUGACUUGAUCUCAACGAACAGAUCAUCAGUGGUUCUCACAGAAAUGCACCCAUCGUCUGGGGAUACAGAGUUCAGCUUUCAAUCUCGAUCACCCGAGCUGCCAAUGGGGGUUUUGGUGGAGUCCACGGAUUUUGCCGAAAGCCCUGUCAUCCCUCUCAUUGAGCUUCAUCAUGAACGGUCGAAGAUCUCUCAGAUUGAUGUGAAUUCGGCGCCUGCUGCUCCCGAGGAUCCUUCCUCAGAGGAUCGAACCAAGGGGCCCUCGUCUACUUCUGCCCGGACGGGUGUGAAUGAUAUGUUUUGGGAGCAGUUCCUCACUGAGACCCCUGGCUCAUCUGACAACCAGGAGUCCCAAUCAGAGGGCCAGGACAUAAAUUCCAGAGAAGCCGACGUUAAGACCACAGAAAAGGGUAAUUUCUGGUGGACCAGGAAGAAUGUUGACCACAUAACAGAGCAAAUGGGUCAUCUCACUCCAGCUGAGCGGACCUGA